UGUCCUGGUUUCUAGAAGCAAUGUAUGGAGGCCUGAGAGGCUGGUUUUCCCAGAGCGUAGGCCGGGACCUGAUCCACAUCUGGGAGUCUGAAGGUGGCAUCAUUACAAGCUCAAGCCACCAGGCAGAUUAUCUCUUCAGCAGUGAUGCAUCUCACCAGGACACUAAAAGAAUAUAUAAUAGUCUGGAGUACGUUGGAAACAAAGCAACUGUUUUUCAUGCAAGCUUUCUGAAAUCACAUAUGCAAUGGAAAACCAACCCCUUGGAGACAAUUGGGCACUUUAUUCUCCCCCCUCCCUCCCUUCAUGAAGAGAUCAGAAGAAAAAUUGGCAACUUCAUUUGGGAACAAGACCAUUCCUUAGAAAUCCAACAGUGUGGAGAUAAAGAGGAGGAGCCAGUGAACCCUAAAUAUGAUAAAAGGAACACAACUGACUGUGAACACUCAGCGGAUGUUAUGCUCCACUCUCUCCAUAAGUACCCAGAAAAUAACAUGUUUUUAGGUUACACUUCCAUUAACCAGUUAAAGAAAUAUCCUGGAGAACUGCAUGAUUUUAUUCCUGACAAUUCAGAUUAUUGUGUUUUAUAUGUUCAUGAUAAAAGCAGCGAUUUUUCAGGGAUUAAAACUGUACUCAAGAAAUAGGUUUUUUAUCUUCAACUUAAGUACAAAGCUGGUAAACCUUAUUAUGUUCCUUAAAGGGGUACUCCAGUGGAAAACUUUUUUUUUUUUAAAUGAACUGAUGCCAG
Molecule: messenger RNA, 742 nt
Organism: Hyla sarda
Lineage: Eukaryota; Metazoa; Chordata; Amphibia; Anura; Hylidae
Gene: TERB2
Product: telomere repeat binding bouquet formation protein 2
Exons: 7
Coding region: 21-638 (205 amino acids)
Biological process (GO): homologous chromosome pairing at meiosis; meiotic attachment of telomere to nuclear envelope
Cellular component (GO): nuclear inner membrane
Source: RefSeq, a predicted model, not a curated record